Messenger RNA from Oncorhynchus tshawytscha (Chinook salmon), 3468 nucleotides. It is a transcript of the gene tti1, whose product is annotated as TELO2 interacting protein 1. Gene Ontology annotation, biological process: chromatin remodeling. Gene Ontology annotation, cellular component: cytoplasm. The coding region runs from base 113 to 3349 and encodes 1078 amino acids. NCBI's taxonomy places the organism in Eukaryota, Metazoa, Chordata, Actinopteri, Salmoniformes, Salmonidae. The transcript has 8 exons. The record is from RefSeq and is a predicted model, not a curated record.
CCAGCUAGGACAGUCUUCAUUCAGUUUCAGUGCUGUAUCUCGAAAGGAGUUCGUCUCAGAUGUCCGUCACAAAAUAUUUACUAACAAAGUGAGUGACAUCUGUCUUCAAAGAAUGGACCAUCAGAUUGAUGACCCAAAGCUUGCUUUUGCUUACCUCCGUCCAGCCUGUGUGCUCCUGACUCGUGAGCCCACGGUGGGCAAUGUGGAAACCCUGAGCACACAGCUGAGGCAUGUAAAUCAUGGAACUCUGCAGCAGCUGCAGGACUAUGUCCUUUUUCCUCUCCGCUUCAUCCUCAAAAUCCCUGGCCCCAAGCGGGAUGGCUUGAUCCAGGCUGUGGCCGAGGCCAUGGGAUAUGUCCUGGAGAACACCUGUGUACGGAGCUGGGAGACGCUGAGGGACCUUCUCUCAGAGCUCUGCCUCUGCCUCUGCUCCCCCACGGACCCAGGGAAGCCAGCACCUACCUCCGAGGAGCUGAGAGCUGCAGUACUGAGGUGCCUGGAUGCUCUGCUCCAUGCAGCCUAUGGUGACGUGGUCUUCAAGCUGUUUGAGCCCAUCAUGCUGCCUGGCCUUGGGGCUGCUAUCUCGCUGCUGCUGGCACUGGGAGAGCAGGAGAAGUCCCGCUCCGUGCAGGCUGCUGCUCUGAAAUGCCUGCAGGCCCUGACCCUCCAGUGUGACUGUUCUAUGGACCAUGUGUUGGUGGAUCAGAAGGAGAGGCGUAUCCUAGGCAGCACCAUGGCUUCUUUCUUACCUGGGAUCACCAUCGCUGUGAGCCGUGUGAUCACUGGCGAUAUGAGACAUGGACACGCUGUCACAGUUAGGGCCAUUAAGGUGUGGUUCAAGACAGUGGGAUUGGUGAUGGCUGACGACCAGCUUCAGAACACAGGGACUGGGGAGAGACAGCUGUGGGAACUGGGGAGAGUAUGGGAGCUGGUAGUGCAGAGAACUCAGGACUGGGUGCGAGACACCUCUGGGAGGCUGGCCUUACUGUUAAAAAAGAUAAUCUCCUGCACCUCAGCUCAUCAGCACUGGAGAGUGAGGCUUGAGAUGGUGAACUUCUCAGACCACCUCCUGGCCAACUGUAACUCCUCCCUGGGUGAGUGUGUGGGCCCCCUCCUGGAGGCUCUGGUGGGGGCUGUGAACGAUGAGGAGCCCACUGUGAGGGAGAGGUGUGAGGCUGCCCUGAGGGAGGUGGCAGAGAGGCAUCAGAGCUCAGAUAGUAACAACCAGGCCUUUACUGACGUUCUGUCAGAGAACCUCCACUCCCUGGCCACCUCACUGCCGCGCCUCAUGAGAACGUCUGAUGACCAGCGUAAGGUGUUUGUCCUCAACGUGUUCCUGGGCUACCUCAAAAUCCUGGGCCCCAAGGUGAUAGUGGUACUCAACUCGGCGGCCCACCUCCAGCGGGUGUCCAAGGCCCUGAUGCAGGUGUUGGAGUUAGACGUGAUGGACGUACGCAUCGUGGAGGAGAGGAGCUCUGCCGUAACUGUGGAGACGGGGCCCGGGCCACAUGGGGCACAUGCUCAGAGGAAGCACUUCCUCUACUUCACAGACGGAAGAAUCUUCUCCCUGCUCAAGGAGAUCUGCAGGGUGUUAGGUUACUAUGGGAACGUCUAUCUCCUAGUAGAUCACUUCAUGGAUCUGUACAAGGAGUCGUCGGUCUACAGGAAGCAAGCUGCAAUGGUGCUGAAUGAGGUGAUCACAGGAGCAGCAGGCAUCGGUGUGGCAGGAGGCCAGGAGAGGCAGGGAGUGCCCACUCAGGAGGACCUGAAAGCAGUAGUAGAAUCCAUCAUAGAGGAGUACAUCUGCCUGAGCCACUGGCACCUGCCAAACCUUAUUGGUGAGGAGUCAGACAGAGGGGAACAGGAGCAGCAAACUCAGUUUAGUCUCUUCUCCAUAUCUAAUGGGGUUGAAGGGAAAGGGAAUCCCCUCCAGUUGGUCCAAGCAGUCCACAAGAGCUCCACUAUCCACGAGCUGAACAGCAACAUCUGGCAGAUCUGCAUUCAAUUGGAGGGGAUAGGCUGCUUCGCCCAGGCCUUGGGGAUGGACUUCCGUCUCAUUCUGAUGACAUCACUGUACCCGGUUCUGGAGAAGGCCGGGGAUGAAACCCUGUUGAUCAGCCAGGCAGCGCUGGAUGCCAUGUGGGACAUCAGCCAGGCCUGUGGAUACGCCUCCCUGAAGGAUCUGAUCAAUGAGAAUGCAGAUUACCUGCUGAACGACGUGUCUUUGAACCUCCAGAGGCUGGGUGUCCACCCCCACGCCCCCAGGGUCCUCACCGUCAUGUUCAGUCACUCCGACCCCAGCCUGCUGCCUCUGGUGGGGGACAUAGUCCAGGACGUGCUGCUGGCUCUGGACAUGAGCUACGACGAGACGUCCCCUCUGUUCUGCACUGUGCUGCACUCACUUAUGAAGGCUCUAGCGAGGUGGUUCCCCUCUAGUGUUGCGGGAACAAGUGACGCUUUGGGAACCAAGAAGGUGUGGCGUGAGCAGGACCAGCUGAAUGUGCGCCAGUUUCUCCUGGACUACCACAAACAGAAGGAGCUGGCAGUGGGCAUCGGGGCAGAGGAGGAGGGCACAGAGCACCCAGAGCUCCCGCCAAGCAUGGACUGUGAAGAGGAUAUGGAUGGUCCUGAUGUGAAAGUUGAGCUUCCAGCCUACAUCACCAUAGCUAAAGACGUCAUGGACCGCUGCAUUCACCUGCUCUCAGACCCCAGCCUGAGACUCAGACUCAAGGUCCUGGAUGUGUUGGAACUGUGUGUGUGUGUGCUAAGUCAGAAGGAGAAUGAGCUACUGCCCAUGGCCCACCGCUGCUGGCCUGCCCUGCUGCUCAGACUUACUGCUGAUGACCCAUUAGCUGUCCUCCGAGCCUUCAGGGUUCUGUGCACAUUGGGGGAAACCUGCAGAGAUUUCCUGAGGAAGAGGGUGUCUAAAGAGGUGAUCCCCAAGCUGACUGCCUGGCUGUCCAAACAGGCGCCAGUGAGUGCCAGGGCUGGCCCAGUCUACAGCCACACCCUGGCCUACAAGUUACAGCUGGCUGUGCUGCAGGGCCUGGGGGCUCUCUGCCUUCAUCUGGACCUAGGGGACUCAGAUAUGGAUGCUGUAACGGAAUCCUGCCUGCCCUACCUCAGCUGUAGACAGCCACCCAAACUGCAAGAGGCCUGUCUGAGUGUCUUCCUCCGCCUAAUAGAAGUGGAUCCUGAUGCCUUCUGGUUGACUCUGAACGAGCUGUACUGUCCCUGCUCCUACAACCCACCCCACCCUGACCUGCAGCCUGUGGAGCUGAGUGGGAUGGGCCUCCCGAGGAAUGAAUACACAGAUAAUGUCUUGAAACUCCUGGAGGAUUUUGCCUGAGGACACACAGCCAGCAGGGAUUCAGAUCCAGUGAGCUGCACUGAUGAACAGUACCCCAGUCAUCCACCCGUCUGUCCCCAAACCGAGAAAGGAACACUACAAUGACGACAGCCUCAGGA